Opisthorchis viverrini is the source of this 537-nucleotide messenger RNA. RefSeq lists its product as hypothetical. The coding region runs from base 1 to 537 and encodes 178 amino acids. The transcript has 4 exons. The record is from RefSeq and is a predicted model, not a curated record. Lineage: Eukaryota; Metazoa; Platyhelminthes; Trematoda; Opisthorchiida; Opisthorchiidae.
AUGUUGCAAAACAUGGAACACAGUCCUGGUGAAAAUAAAGCCUUUGCUGUGGAGUUGUUUAAUUGGAAACGCGAACUGAACAGUUACAAAUUAUUGAACAGGGAAGCAAAACUCUCAGAUGCAUCUUGUUUGCAAAAAUUGAAUAUCCAUCUUGAACGUGUCUUCAGCUUUACCGAAUACUUAUUGACUAUCACUCAAGUAUCUCACUUUUCAAGAGACGCAAAGCGCAUAUAUGAGAAAACCAGAUACUACCCGCAUGCCCCAGUAGUAUUCAUCGUUACACUGGUAGCUCGGGUGUGUCUACUGGUGGUUGAUCGGAUGGCAUUUGAUCCGUUCGCCGAGCUUGGCAAUUGGCUUGCAAACGUUUCGUCCCCAGACGAGGACACAUCGUUGAAUGGGUCAUUCAGCUGCGCACUGGCGGUGUCUCCUCGACUGGGGACAAAAAGUUCGCAAGCCAGUUGCCAAGCUCGACGAACAGAUCAACUGCCAUCGGACCAACCACCAGAGCAGGAAAUUUUCGGAAAACCUGGAGACUGA